AUGUCGCAAGAUCAAGCUCAAGCGCAACCUCCGUUGCCACCCCGCAAUGCCUUCAUCCACAACUCUGCACUCGCUGGUGCCGUCAUUCUGCCCCUCGCGAUGCUUCUCCCACCACGAAAGCUAGAUCUCCGGUUCUUCGUUCUCGCUAGCGCAUUCUCCCUUGCCACAAAUCAGCUCGCCUACGAGUACACAGGCUCAUCAAUCUACGCGCGCUUCGGCAACCGCAUGGGCUCCAUGCUGGGGACCGAGCUCCCCGAAGGCGCCCAGCGCACCCAGCAGCUACUUCGAGAACAUCGCGAGCGCGAGGCAGCACUCAAGGCCAGGCUGGGACAGCAGGCAAAGCAAACUGAAGAAGAAAAGUCCGGUGUGGCCAAGGCGCUCAAUGAGGUGUGGAUGGGAGGCGAGGGGAAGGAUUGGCGCGAGCAGCGUGCCAAAGAGCAUCAGCAGAAGAUCGAAGAGGGCAAGGGCCUGGGUGAUAUAAUUAUCGAGCAGGUUGCGGAUGUUUGGAGUGGUAACUGGGGAAGAGGCGCCAAGAAGCAGGACGAUGAGGAUCCCACGGAGAAGAAAUAA
Fusarium sp. VM40 is the source of this 570-nucleotide messenger RNA. NCBI's taxonomy places the organism in Eukaryota, Fungi, Ascomycota, Sordariomycetes, Hypocreales, Nectriaceae. The record is from the annotation of a GenBank genome assembly.